Molecule: messenger RNA, 2912 nt
Organism: Stereum hirsutum FP-91666 SS1
Lineage: Eukaryota; Fungi; Basidiomycota; Agaricomycetes; Russulales; Stereaceae
Product: Metalloprotease
Exons: 20
Coding region: 42-2723 (893 amino acids)
Biological process (GO): protein processing
Cellular component (GO): plasma membrane
Molecular function (GO): metalloendopeptidase activity
Source: RefSeq, a predicted model, not a curated record
CGAGCACUCGCAAGAGUCCACCUCAUACGCAGCUGCCCCCAAUGGCUGACCGGGAGGCACGACCGUCGACUGACGAAGAGUCAGCUCCUCUUCUCGACGAUAGGAAUGAUCCCAAUAUUGAGAACAGCAACCGACCCUUCACAGAACGCGUCGGAAAUGCUCUACAUGAACCACUCACCAUUCUCAACCAGAUUUUACUUGUUCUCAUCCUCCUCAUGCUGCUCCUUGCCGCUGUGUUCAUCGGCCUCUUCGCCGGGGCGCAGCAUAAGCUUCACACAAGACCUGAAGUUCCUGAAGGUACCGUGACAGCUACAACUACAGCUACUGCAACUACGGCCAUCCCAACCACUGUCAUAGGAACUAUUACUACCACCACCACUGCGACUGCGACCACUGUAAUACCUGCUCCUGUACCCACAGGUCCCCCUGCCGAGACCAAAUGUCUCACGCCACAGUGUGUGCUGCUAUCUGCGCGAAUUCUGUCUUCACUCGACACUAGCCAAGAUCCUUGCGAGAACUUCUACGAUUAUGCUUCUGGCGGCUGGCGCAAGGCACACCCACUACCUGCCGAUAAGGGACGCUUCGCCACAUUCAACCAGCUCUUCCAAGAGAACCAACAGAUUGUCCGCGACAUCCUCGAGAGAGAACACUCCGAGUACACUGCCGCAUUCAAGUCUACUGAUGACGAAGAAUUGCUUAAGAAGCUUCGUGACUUGUACACCUCCUGCAUGGAUGAAGAUACUCUGGACGAAUAUGGAGAGAGUCCUCUUAGGGAAUUCUCCCUUAAUCUCAAGAAGUUGUUCAGAGGCAAGAAGACAGACACCGGUCGUGCUCCCGAACACAAUGAAGACUUGAAGAGCAAAACUGCUGGUAUUACUGCCGCCAUCAGUUUCUUGCACACUCGUGGUAUUCCGGGCUUGUUUGACUUCGGUGUCGAGGGCGAUGCGGCUGUCGAUCCAAACUUUAUGAUGCUUUGGUUCAGCCAACCCGAACUAGGCCUUCCCUCCAAGGAAUACUUUGAGGAAGAAUCCAUCAUCGAAGUCUACACAGACGUCCUCACCCGUCUCCUACUCGUCCAGUACGAGAAUGACGACGACCUCUUUGGGCCAGAACAGAGUCCGGAACAUGAUCAUCUCAUCGUCAACGAAGAUGCUGACAAUGUUUGGCCUCCCUGGCCCUGGCCUCCGUGGGGUGGUGACGAUGAUGGUGACAGGAGGGAUCCCAAGGACCCCAAGAAGGAGGUUCCGAUCCUGGCUGACCAAGUUGUGAAGUUUGAGAAACGGAUUGCCAACGCUAGCUUGGACUUGGAUGUCCUUCAAGGCGAUCCCGUCGGAACGUACAACAAAGUCCCCAUUUCGAACCUCACGACCACACUUCCCCAGUUCAACUUCGAUACCUAUUUCGCGGCCUUUAAGCUUGAUAAUGAUCCCGAAGAGAUCAUUGUGACGUCGCCAGAAUUCAUGGUAUCGCUCUCGCAUAUCAUCAACACCACAGACUCAAGGGUUAUCGAGGCAUACCUUGUCUCGAGAGCCGCUCUUGCUCUUGCUCCCCAUUUGGGCAUGUCCACUGAGUCUUGGAAGGCGAACCGUCGUCUUACAGAAGUUUUGAACGGAAUAAAGCCCGGUGCUGUCGGUGACCGGGGAGAAUUCUGUGUAAACCAAGUAGACUCUGCACUCGGCUUCGCCACUGGACGUUUCUUCGUCAACGAGGCAUUCGGUGGUGACUCACAGACCAAGGCUACGAAUGUCAUCAAAGAUAUCAUCCAGGCGUUCAAGCGAUCGCUCAAGAGUAUCGCUUGGAUGGACGAGGAAUCUGCGCAGGCUGCAGCUGACAAGGCUGAAGCCCUCGCGAUCAAAGUCGGCUUCCCUCUGUCUCCUGACACACGCAGCGCCGAGUCCAUCGCCCGCUAUUAUAACCUCGUCACCAUCGACAACAAGUCUUUCUUCGACAAUCUGCUCUCAGCGGAUAUCAGCGAAGUGUAUAAAGGAUGGCAGCAGGUCGGGAAGUCUAGGGAUAAGCAAGCUUGGGAGAUGACUCCAGCUACCGUCAAUGCAUACUACUCGCCGCCUGCAAAUGAGGCAAGUCUGCACCAUCCGUUCAUUUUAAGAAUUGUAUUCCCAGCUGGAAUCUUGCGCCCUCCAUUCUUUUCUCUGGAGUGGCCGUCUUAUCUUCAGUAUGGAGCCUUUGGGCAGGUCGCUGCCCAUGAGUUGUCGCACGCAUUUGAUUCCUCCGGACGUAUGUACAACCAAGAAGGAAAGCUCGAGGAGUGGUGGACGAACGCGACCAGUGCCGGCUUCCAGAAGAAGCUCGAUUGUAUCGUCACACAGUACUCUGCGUACACAAUCGACGAUGAGAACGGCAACAAGGUCCAUGUUAAUGGCAACCUGACAUCCGGAGAAAACAUCGGUGACUCAGGGAUCAUACAAGCGUUCCGGGCAUGGCAAGCGCAGUUCGACGCCUCAUUCAAAGAUGGCCACGAAUACUUGCUCCCUGCCCUGAAUUACACCAGAGAACAGCUCUUUUUCAUCGCGUUCGGCCAGAUCUGGGCAGAGAACAUCAAGCCUGCAUCUCUGGUUGCUCGGGUUCGUUCGGAUCCUCACUCGCCAAACCAGUUCCGCGUGGAUGGAACGCUUUCUAACGUCCCGGAGUUCGCCAAGGCUUUCAACUGUUCCGCCAAAGCCAAGCUGAACCCGCCCCGCGAGAAGCAGUGUCUCUUCUGGUAAAUCAUGCAGCCAGUGGAAGGACCGAAGAUCUUGCCUUCUUUAUUUUGAGAUGAUGUUUGUACGAUGAUGCCCGUUUGUUAUCUUGUUGUCGAAUCGGAAGAUAUUUAUGGAUUCGGACAUUGUGACGCUUCGAGCUUCACGCUGCAUAGUUUGUGAUAGAUCUUGUGAACCAACAUGGACAAUUGAAAC